GAAGGCGACGUGAUCACGGCCGACGGCGACGUGUUGCGCGGCGUGUCGCGCGGCACGCGGCUGCCCGCAGACCCGCGCCAGAUAUCUAUGGGCGAUACGUCACUGGUCCCUCUCUACACAGACGAUGACUACGCGCCCAGCGUUUGCAGCUGUUCCUGCAACUGUUUCGGACCAAAUAGGUCGAUUCCAUACCGCGACCCGCUCUCACCAGUGCCACCAACAAACAUCAAACAGAUCAAGACCAAGUACCGCGAGCUAGGCGGCAUACCGCGCUACAUCGAGAAGGCCUCUUCAAAAACCCGCUCGCAGUCCCUACGCCUCAAUUCUGCCUCUGGAUAUCUAUAUAUGAACGCCAAGAACGACUUUGAAAUCGACCCUCAAGACUUCAAAGAGAUGGUGGCGAAAAGACGAGAGCAGCUACGACGUGGCAUGAUGAUGUAUGAGAUAUGCAAUGAGCAAUACCUCAAUUACAGACACAGCAUCAGUCCUCACAGCUCUCUAUACUCCAUGAACAUGAGAUCAGAGAAAUCCAACGACCCCUUAGUAGACGAUUACGAUUCUGAAAAAUCUAGUUAUGCGAAGAAAAAACUCAUGAAGAACAUAGCGAGGAACACGAGGGUCGAGAACUACUUUUAUGAUGAUGCAGUGCUGCAUUUCGAUGAAGAAUACGCGUUCGAUGGCACAAUAUUGUACGCGAAGAGGAGAAAAAUUGAGCAGAACUGGGACUUUACUUGUGAGUUGCCGAAGAACUAUGAUCAAGUGUCGAACGAUGGGAGCUACGGGUACUACCUCCCGGAUGACGAUCAGGAACAGUACUUUAUCAAUGACACGUUAACGUUCACAUUGCCUCCACACCGAGCGAGUAUAUAGAUUGACUGAUGUUUACUGCUUGAGAUAUAAAAGUUCUAUGAGAUGCAAAAGUUAUUGGAUACUAGAUACUCGAGGAUCCUAAAUCAUUAAAACAUGUCGGUUUCCGAAAACUGGUUUAGGCAAUUACUUUUUUGGACCUUUGUGUUGAGUCUCCAAUUUACUAAUAGAUAGUGGAAAUUUGGACAUAUUUGUACCUACUAAGGCACAUUUUAUCCCGCAUGCUCGAUCUGGGCUGAACCUGAUUCAGUAACAAUCUAAAUUAAUUAACAAUGUCAAUAAACUUGAAAAUUAACUAAAAUAAUGCUUGAAGGCAACGGCUUGUUCCUCUGGCAUUGCUACAGCCCAAGGGCGGCGGAUGGCACGUAACAUCAGCCGGACCCCUAGCUCCUUGAUCUACUCUGACAGUAAAAUGAAGUAAUGAGCACCGCGAUCAAGGUUUAUACUGAUUGGUCUAUUCUUCACAACCCUAAUAUGUUCCAGAAUGUUCGAUAACUUCCCAUUAGACGUAGCAUAUUCAACAAAUCUUUGCAGAUAAUUUUUGAGGCUCCCAUUACUCCUAUUUAUAACUCAAACUUUACACUGAUUGGUCAAUUCUUUACAACCCUAACAAACGUUCCAGAAUGUUCGAUAACUUCCUAUUAGACAUAGAAUACUCAACAAAUCUUUGCAGAUAAUUUUUUGAGGCUCCCAUUGCUCAUAUUUAUAACUCAAACUUUAUAUUGAUUGGUCAAUUCUAUACAACCCUAAUAUGUUCCAGAAUGUUCGAUAACUUCCUAUUAGACAUAGAAUACUCAACAAAUCUUUGCAGAUAAUUUUUUGAGGCUCCCAUUGCUCAUAUUUUUAACUCAAACUUUAUAUUGAUUGGUCAAUUCUAUACAACCCUAAUAUGUUCCAGAAUGUUCGAUAACUUCCCAUGAGACGUAGAAUACUCAACAAAUCUUUGCGAAUAAUUUUUUUGAGGCUCCAUUAGUUCUAUGUAUAACUCAAACUUUAUACUGAUUGGUCAAUUCUUUACAACCCUAAGAAACGUUCCAGAACAUUCGAUAAGUUGCCAUUACUUAUAUUGAUAUAACAACUCAAGUCUUACAUUGAACAAUAAAUCUCAAGCAGUAGCCACAGCGUAUCGUGCCCCAGUGAAAGUGUUGUGAAACGUGCCAAACUUUAUACUUGGAACAUUAGUAUAAGAUAACUAACGGGCCAAUUAAUUAUGGUUAACAUGAUUAGUAUUUUACAAUUUUGCCGGUAGUUUUGAAUAAUAGCUUUUACAAAUAGGAUGAUAUC
Messenger RNA from Manduca sexta (tobacco hornworm), 2151 nucleotides. RefSeq lists its product as uncharacterized. The record is from RefSeq and is a predicted model, not a curated record. Lineage: Eukaryota; Metazoa; Arthropoda; Insecta; Lepidoptera; Sphingidae. The transcript has 3 exons. The annotation marks the transcript as partial.